AGAUCAUGGAAGUAAUAUUGAAAGGAAUAACUACAACGCCAGUUCAAAGGUUUCAUCUGCGUUACCGCCCAUCUUUCGAUAACUCGUUAAUUGGUUUAAUAUAUGGCAUGGUAAUUGACUACUCGGCAUGUGAUAGAUCAAAUCACUGACACUUUCCGGUUAUUGUCGUGUUCACGGAAAUAUACGAACAAACCGGAUGUUGUCAUAAAUACUAAGGAAGUCAAAAUUGUCUGAAGUUAUCUUUAAAAACGAUCAAUAACGGUUUAAAAAAAACUAUAGUUUGUAAAGAUGGAGGACGUUCCCGAUGAAAUUUUUGAUGACUUUGAAACUUCGGAAACUGAAACCGAAGUUUAUUGCCAUUGCAAAUCAGAUGUGGUGGCUGAUAUAAUAGAAUGUGAGGGUCCAGACUGUAAAAUUAAGUUUUACCAUAUACGCUGUGUUGGAUUAAAUGUUUCAAUAGAUGACGGACCUUCAGAUUGGGUGUGUUAUGAGUGUCUUGGACAUGACAAACCAAUUGUAGUCUCGGAAAAAGAAAAGAAGUCUUCCAAACAAAUAAAAACUAAGUCCGGGAAUACUGUAAAGGAAUAUGCAUUCACAUUAGAGAAAGCUAAAGAAAGUGCCAAGACAGUUGUGCUUGAUACUUUAAAAACUAUAAGAUCAGAGUCGUUUUGUAAACCCAAUGACAAAUUUAGCGAUAUGUUGACUGUAACUGUAGAAAAAUUGGAAAACAGUAAUGCAGCAAAUGAAAAUUGUGAAAUGUUAAUUCAGCAUAUUUGGCCAUCUGUUAUUGAAGGCGACAACAGUAAGCAGCUAAUUUCAACACGACUUGAAAAAAAAGCUGCAUCCUUCCAUCAAAUUAGAGGGUCUGCAGACAUAAAAUUGACAUUUAUAAGUUUUAUGGACAACUUAGAAAUUGAAAAUUAUUCAACCCGAAUUUGUAAAUUAGUAUUGCAAUUUCUUCUACAACAAUUGUUUCAGGAACUUAUGAAGAAACGACACCCUAUUCCUUCAACAUCAGGAGAAAAAACAUCUGUUUUGACCAUUACUGAAUCUGAAGAACAGGCCUUAAGAUUUACUGCAGGAUAUAUAUGUAGAAAGUUAUCACGUCAUUUCGCAAAAUAUCAAAAAAAUCCUAUGUGUGCACUGUGUUGGGACAUUAUUAAAAACUUUAAGAUUUCUGAAUCUGAAGUUGACACAAGAAAUUUACUCUCCUAUACAAAAGAAUGGCUUAUCCUUGUUAAUAGGGGUGGACUUUUUUCUGUAAGUGAUCCUGUCUACAUAUUUUUUAAAGAAAUGGAAAUCAUUAUUCGCUCAAAUUUAAAUAGAGCAUCUUCAAGUCUGCAUGUCACAAAGGAUGAGCUCCACCAGCAGAUUGAGGAUAGUGAGUCAGUGAACCAGGCUUUUAUGGAAUUGAUGACGCAUACAGAGAGUGAUGACAUUAAAUUAUAUCUUCUUAAUAAAUUUAUUACAUGCUGGGUGAAUCUUAGACUGAAAGCAUUUGCAAAUGUAUUCAUGUAUAUUAAGAAAAAACAAGAGAAUUCAAUAUCACGAAAAUCACAAAAAAGUAUGAGAAAAGAAUUAAACAAGGAAAAUUAAACAACCUCAAAAUAUUGUUGUACAUUUUGUAGCUAUAUGAAAUAAAAUUAAGACCGAUGUCUUAUAUGAAUUAUGUUAUAAAUUAAACACUCUUAUAAAAUAUA
This is a messenger RNA of Mytilus californianus (California mussel), 1700 nucleotides long. RefSeq lists its product as uncharacterized. The record is from RefSeq and is a predicted model, not a curated record. NCBI's taxonomy places the organism in Eukaryota, Metazoa, Mollusca, Bivalvia, Mytilida, Mytilidae. Bases 289 to 1596 code for a protein of 435 amino acids. The transcript is spliced from 3 exons.